AUGUCAGUGAGAAUAGAUAUGCGCGAAGUAGAGCUGGUAUGCAAGUUGGAUAUUCAUCGAAUGAAUUGUUCUUUUUAUAGCAAAAGUCAUAGAAAGACAUUUGUUGUAGAUACCCUGGACGUGAUCAUCAAAAUUGAGUUUGUCAUCAAGCACAAGACCAAGAGUCUUCUUAAAAACUCGCAUCAACAACUUUUGACGGUGAUGGAGACUGUCACAGAAAGAGAUGUGAAAAUGUUGAUAAAAGAAUUUCACAGAAAAGGUUCAGAACAAACAAUUGACUAA
Clunio marinus is the source of this 282-nucleotide messenger RNA. NCBI's taxonomy places the organism in Eukaryota, Metazoa, Arthropoda, Insecta, Diptera, Chironomidae. The record is from the annotation of a GenBank genome assembly.